Molecule: messenger RNA, 1057 nt
Organism: Centropristis striata (black sea bass)
Lineage: Eukaryota; Metazoa; Chordata; Actinopteri; Perciformes; Serranidae
Product: PI-PLC X domain-containing protein 1-like
Exons: 6
Coding region: 1-957 (318 amino acids)
Biological process (GO): lipid metabolic process
Molecular function (GO): phosphoric diester hydrolase activity
Source: RefSeq, a predicted model, not a curated record
AUGACAAUGUCUGCACAAAAAGGCAAAAGAGAAGUCACCAGCUACUCCGACUGGAUGUCGCAACUACCACCUGAACUCCACAACAUUCCUCUCUUUAAUCUGGCCAUACCAGGUAGCCAUGACUCAAUGAGUUAUGAUUUGGACAUCAACUCCUCUAUAAUAGAACCAGAUCAACUGAAAAGAUUGAGCUGGAGUUAUUGUGCACGUUAUAUAGUGCGCAAAUGGUCGAUUACUCAGGAGGAGACCAUCGCUAAGCAGCUGGAUGCUGGAGUUCGCUACUUUGACCUGAGGAUUGCUCGCAAGGCAAAUGACACCAACCCCACACGGCUUUACUUUUAUCAUGGACUGUACACACUGACUGAUGUGGAGACUGUUUUCAGGGUCAUCAAUGACUGGGCAGGGAAGCAUCCCAAAGAGAUCCUCAUCCUGGCAUUAUCACACUUUAAAGGGUUUGACAAAAAGAAUGAAAAUCAGCUCCACGCUCAUCUUAUCAGCUUCAUCAAGACCCUGUUUGGAAGCAAACUCUUGCCUAUGACGUCCGAUCCUACCCUGCAGAGUUGCUGGAGCAAAGGCAAAAACGUCAUAGUUUCAUACGGUAAAACAAAUCCGCACCGUGAGUUAUGGAGUCAAAUACCUUAUUACUAUGGCAAUAGUAUGGACACCACAAAGGUUGAAUCGGAAAUUCGCCGGGUUUUGGAAAAAGCAAGUUUCAAGUAUUUCUUUGUGUGUGGCCUGAACCUCACACUGCCAGACAACGCCGGGAUACUCUUGUACAUUCUCCGCCUUUGUGACAACCUCACCAACGUCAUCCAGAGGAGUCUGCCACGGCUGCUGCGGUGGAUAACACAGCAAGCUGGCAAAACACCUGUCAACAUUGUGGCCUCAGACGUGGUGACUCGUGACGACUUUGUGUCAACGGUUGUCAAGUUCAAUACUUUGAAAUUUGGGAAAGCAUAGAGGGGACACUUCUUGUUUUGUUCCACCUUUUUUUAAAGCUCCCUGUUGUAAAAGUGAGAUUUUCAUGUCUUUUCUAUUAUAAAGCAGGUCCUAUAUAAAU